Messenger RNA from Stegostoma tigrinum, 1738 nucleotides. RefSeq names its product RNA-binding region (RNP1, RRM) containing 3 (gene rnpc3). NCBI's taxonomy places the organism in Eukaryota, Metazoa, Chordata, Chondrichthyes, Orectolobiformes, Stegostomatidae. Gene Ontology annotation, cellular component: U12-type spliceosomal complex. Gene Ontology annotation, molecular function: protein binding; U12 snRNA binding; pre-mRNA intronic binding. The record is from RefSeq and is a predicted model, not a curated record. The transcript has 16 exons. Bases 106 to 1608 code for a protein of 500 amino acids. Gene Ontology annotation, biological process: mRNA splicing, via spliceosome.
UACUUCCGGUGUGUGCAAGUGGAAGGUUUAUCUUCACCGCACCCAACGUUCUUCCCCCCCCCUCACCCACAUUGUCUCCUCCGCACGGACUGGCUGCCAAGAGUCAUGACUGCCCCAGUCCCCACAGAGGGUGUCACACUUCCAAACAAUAGCAGCAAGACAAUUCUGGUGCGCCAUCUUCCAGCUGAUUUAACACGAAAUGAGAAGGUGGAUUUGCUGAAGUAUUUUGGAGCAGUGUCUGUGCGAGUUUUAUCCGACAAAGGAAGACUGAAACAUACAGCUUUUGCUACUUUCCCGUCAAUUCAUGCAGCAGCAAAGGCCCUGACCAGACUGCAUCAGUUAAGAUUUCUGGGACACACUUUGGUGGUGGAAUAUGCGAAGGAACAAGAGCACAUUGAGCUACUGGAGCCAGCUACUGAAAACAAACCUGAUGGUACAGAAAAAACUUCAGAUGAUAAAGAUAAGAAGCAGGAUCUGAAACCAAGAGUUCCGGUUAUUGAGGAUGUGAUUGCCAAGAGCCACGGGUUGACCUAUCCUAUGAACCCAUGCCUGAAGUAUCUGUAUCCACCACCAACCAGUGUCAUUCUGGCCAACAUUGCAAAUGCCAUGGCGAGUGUACCCAAGUUCUAUGUGCAGGUUCUACACCUGAUGAACAAGAUGAAUCUGCCUGCUCCCUUCGGACCCAUCACAACCCGCCCUCCAAUGUACGAGGAGUACGUUCCUGCCCCCCCACCAAUGCCCCCACUGCCCCCAGAGGAGCCACCACUGCCCGAAGAAGAGAUGGAUGUUUCAAGUGAGGAAGAAUCGGAGUAUGAAAGUGGAAGUGAAGAGGAUAAAGAAAGAAUGGUGCGAUUGAUGGGCUUGGCCUCUCUUCCACCAAAACAGACGCAGAAGAGAAAGCGGGCAUCAGUCCGAAAACGACCAAGAUUAAAGGACCUGAUUAACAUGCCAAAAGCACCUACCCAGAGCUCGCAUCCUGUGGUUCCACCAUCUGAAGUCUUUGACCAGCCGCAGCCUCACAGUCAAAAGAAAAUUGAAUUCCACUUCUCUGUCGAUGCUAGCAGUUUGUUGGAGGGAGGAAGUGAUCGUCGACCAGAGCCGCAACAGAAUUCUGAACCUCAAAACUCAGGAUUUGGGAAAAUCCAACCAGCUCCUGUUUGUUCAAAAAGUGAAAGUGAGGAGGAGGAAGAGGAAGAAAUUCCCUCCGAGUUCAUUUCCAGGAAAGAGUUGGCAAAAGGAAGGCUAUCAAGGGAUGAAAUGGAGACCGUUUCAUUGUUUAAGAAUUACAACCCAGGUGAACCAACCUGUCGCCUUUAUGUAAAGAAUCUUUCAAAACAGGUCGAAGAGAAGGAUUUGAAGUUCAUCUUUGGCAGAUACGUUGAUUUCUCAUCGCAAACUGAGAGGAACAUGUUUGACAUUCGAUUGAUGAAAGAAGGGAGAAUGAAGGGGCAAGCCUUCGUUGGGCUUCCUAAUGAGAGAGCUGCAGCCAAAGCUCUCAAGGAAGUCAAUGGGUUUCAGCUCAAAGAGAAACCAAUGGUGGUUCAAUUUGCCCGCUCUGCACGGCCAAAGCAAGAUUCAGCAGAAGGCAAGAGAGGCCAAGGGAAGUGAAAAUCAGAGGGUUGCAUGGUCCAUAUCAUCUGAUCUUUUUGAUACUGGGGAAAAAGAACCAAAGAACCGCAGAUGCUGGAAAUCCGAAACAAAAACCGAAAUUGCUAGAGAAACUCAGCAGGUCUGGCAG